ACGACGAUGACGUCACGGUUGACGAUGACGUCAUCCUCGACGUAAGUCUUCUCGCGUGGAGUGACUUCGUUUGACCGCUGCAAGGCCUCUUACCACCGCCACCACAAUCACCUUCACCACCCUCGUCGUCGCCAGCACAGGGAAAGCAACCAUGGUGGCCUACUGGAGACAAGCGGGCAUCAGCUACAUUCGCUACUCAGAGAUCUGCGCCCGUGUGGUCCGGGCGGUCCUCAAGCCGGAGUUCCGGGGCGAGGCGCUCAAACGGACAGCGACCACCAUCCGCCUGGUGAAGCCUGCAGGAACCAAGACGCAGUAGGAAGUGAACCCCAAUGGAUGCUGGGAUACCUCCACAACCCCUCCCCCCCUCCGCAGACUCAGGGAUGUGGAACUGAGACACCCAGCUGACUCACUCA
Molecule: messenger RNA, 413 nt
Organism: Petromyzon marinus (sea lamprey)
Lineage: Eukaryota; Metazoa; Chordata; Hyperoartia; Petromyzontiformes; Petromyzontidae
Source: RefSeq, a predicted model, not a curated record